GAAAUGGUGGCUAUAAAACAACUUCUUCUAAGCGACGAAGAAUACCAAUCUGCUGUGGAAACUUUAAAACAUCAAAGGCAGAAGCUUGCACACAAAUUCGAAGCCGAACAUCAGAAAAUCGACUCGUUUGUAAAACAGAUUGAACAGGCUCAAUUGCAGGAAAAAAAUGAGGUUAGAAUCAAUCGAGUGACAAUGGAAAAAUUAAACAAACACAUUGCUGCGAUGGGAGGGAAAGCAUCCAAGCAGGCAAAUGAAUACAGUGCACUACUACAAUGCUGUAGUUCAUGUAAAUCAGAACUUACAGGAAAUAUCGAAGAACUGGAAAAGGAAAUCGAAGGCCUUUCUGCUGCCCUAAAUGAGUCGACAUCUAAGUAUGAAAUGUUGAAAAAGGAAUAUGCAUUGAAAAACAUAAAACUGUCUGACGACGUGGCACAAAUGCAGUACGAACAUGAGCAAAUGAAGCCUAUUAUUUCCGAAAAGCAUGAGACCAUCUCAAAAUUAAAAUUCCUCCAAGAGAAAGCUGCAGAAGAUUUAAAACAAAUGAAUUUGAAAAACGAACAAAAUAUGAAUAAUUUGAGGAAAGAGCUGGUCGAUGUAGAGCAAGAAACAAAGAAAUUGGUUGACGAAAAACAACAUGCUUGUGAUGCAAUUAGCAAACUUAAAGAAAGUAUCCGAAGCGAAGAAAAUGAAAUUCGUGCUCUGCAAGAAAAAACGAGCAGUGUAGAAAAGCAUGCAGCUAAGUUGGAUGAGGACCUAAAGACAGCCGAAUAUAGAAUCAAUGGCUUGGAGGAACAACUCCAACAGCAGAAAAAAGAACCUACAACUACCGGUAUCACGAUAACACCAGCUCCAAAAAGACUGCAGUUUGCUACGGUUCGACCACUUCAAAAGAAAAAAAAAUACAGUGCCAUUCCGACACCAGACCGGGAGGGCGAUUCUAUCAGCAUAGUAUCAUUUCACCACAACAAUCGCGAUACAUAUACAGAGAGUUCCAAUUCUGGAUUUGAUACCGGAGAAGUCAUGGAUGAUAACUAGCUGUCGUCAUCGAGUUACGACACGUUAAACAAUUGUUUCCUUAUUAUUCAAAACACUCAAAACCACAUAUUAAUUGCAUAUCACUAUGUACAACUGGAGUAUGAUAAACAAAAACCUUUAUAAACUUUCAUGC
This is a messenger RNA of Anopheles coustani, 1168 nucleotides long. RefSeq lists its product as uncharacterized. The transcript has 4 exons. The coding region runs from base 4 to 1035 and encodes 343 amino acids. Lineage: Eukaryota; Metazoa; Arthropoda; Insecta; Diptera; Culicidae. The record is from RefSeq and is a predicted model, not a curated record.